Messenger RNA from Sinocyclocheilus grahami, 3486 nucleotides. Its product is annotated as type-2 angiotensin II receptor-like. NCBI's taxonomy places the organism in Eukaryota, Metazoa, Chordata, Actinopteri, Cypriniformes, Cyprinidae. Gene Ontology annotation, molecular function: C-C chemokine receptor activity; C-C chemokine binding. Gene Ontology annotation, cellular component: external side of plasma membrane; membrane. Bases 1824 to 2921 code for a protein of 365 amino acids. The transcript has 7 exons. The record is from RefSeq and is a predicted model, not a curated record. Gene Ontology annotation, biological process: neutrophil chemotaxis; immune response; calcium-mediated signaling.
AGAGAUUAUUUCUUAUUGUCUGCAGGAAUGGUACCAGGAAUAUUCCAGAACAAACCUCCAGCCAGAUGAGACAUUCCACAGAGAACUGGACAGCCCUGAAGCCUGUGCCACGAACAGCAUUAAUUAACUCGCACACUCCGAAUACUGCAUCAGUGUUAACUAACACACUCACUCGUACCUCUGAGGGACCUUAGAACCGUCUUCCUCCCAUCGAUGGAAAGCACAAGUGUUCCCCAUGACCACUACAUUCUCCCUCCAUCCACAUGGAGACCCACAGAACUCGCUUAAAGCCUUAUUCCCCAAAAAACCUUAAAGUUCCGUGGCCAAUCAGGGAAGCUUGCAGACCAAUCAUGUGACAUGCACUAGGUCCGGGAACCUUCUUCUUCCAUGAAAUGCACCUCAUGACAUUUGCCUUGUGGUGGGUGACCCUGAAUGAUUCGGACUAGACAUGGAUUUGACAAACGGAGAACGGCGAUUGAAUGUUUCUAUGGGAGAUGAAUCAGAACUGAAUGUGAGGAUUUUAGCACUAAGGGACUUGUGUCUCUUCCUCCACAGUCUGAGGUAUUGUUUAACCAACAGAUAAAAGAUUAUAGUAAUAAACUAAUGCUGUUUUUAAACUAAAGCUGAUUUUUGCUGGAACCUUUGGACCUGUAGAGAGGCUUAUUUUUUCGUUAUAUAUAAAUAUAUAUACAUGCAGAUUAAACGUGUCAAAUGCAGCUGAGAGGCAAGUAUUUAAAAAUCUGUUUUAAUACAUCCACCGAUUUACUCAAUAUAGGCCGGUUUCCCAGGCACAUGUUCAUUUUGGACUGAUAAGUAUUAGAAAACCAGCCCUGGACCUUUCAGUUAAUUUAAACUUUUGUCUUGUCACAUAUGAAAAGUUCUUAUUUUCUUUUGUUUGGAGUCAGUAUGGUAAAGCUUAGAGUAUUUUGACAGACCGGUUCGGAUAAAAUCUAGUCAGAAUCUCAAAUUUUAUUCCACCGACAGUCUGAUCCGUUCAGCUUUCCAGGGUAAACGCAGAUCUGUCUCCAAACCGAAAAUUUCCUUUGUGUAAGACCAUAGGUGAAAAAGUGAUACCAAUUAGCCUUGCUUAUGGCUUUAUGCACUGUACGUUAAAACUGUUAUUUAUCUAUUUACAUUGAGUUAAACAUCUCUCCUGUUCGCUGCACCAUUUUAUAAUUUAUUAGUCAUUUUCUUGAUGCUUUUUUAACAGGGUGAAUGCAUGCAAAUCCUCAUAAAUUGUUUACUCUCAUGUCUAUAGAGUAUCUAGCCUGGAGGUAAUCGGGGAUGUCAGUGAUUUCAUUCCAGUUGCUUGUUUAAUCGCACUGUAGGAUGUGCAACCUUGAUGCUCCAAACACAAGGGAACAUGAUGCAUAUGUGACAUGAAACCACACCAGCUCCUCUAUUACUGACAGCAGGAGACACUACAGAGUCAGAUCGUAGAGCAGGGAACACGAGGGUCCUGUCCCUGUCUGUUGUAUAAAACCAUCAUGAAAAUUACAUACAUGAAAAUACAGCAGAUGAAUCUAAGACAUGGCAAAGAAUUAAAAGUAUUUAAAACCAUAGAUGAAACGCAGAGAAGCCUCUAGUCUGUAGCCUGACUGAUGAACUGCCAACCUGAGAUGGAUAAGCCACCACAUUUUGGGAAUGACCCAAAGACAAAUGAACCAAAGCUCCAGAACUAUCCAGAGUGAACAAGACACAACAAGACUCACAGUGUGAGAAGGAAGUGUUUGAGAAGAGGGACAUGUUUCAGUGAUGGAGGAUGGAUAUGGAUUUGAAACUUCAGAACUCCCGUUCCUGAAUCAUCCUGCAUAAUCAACACCAUGGAAACAGAAUCUACCUAUAACCUGACUGCACCCACUGUGUCUUUGUUGCACCAUAACAUGACAAACUCAUGUGACUACAUAUCCACCUCAGCCUCGCAGUACCAGAAGAAAGUGAUCCCCACUUUGUACAGCCUCAUUUUCCUGCUAGGUUUUCUUGGUAACAUGCUGGUGGUGUGCGUGUUGUAUCACAGUUCAGGCCGAAGGACGGUAGCCAACACGUAUCUGAUGAAUCUAGCCAUGUCGGACUUGCUGUUCCUGAGCUCUUUGCCAUUCUGGGCUGUUUACUAUUCACUGGAUUACAACUGGGUUUUUGGGAAGGUCAUGUGUAAGCUGUGUGGAGGUCUGGUAACGAUAAACGUCUACGCUAGUAUAUUUUUCAUCACCUGUAUGAGUGUGGAUCGCUAUCAUGCCAUCGUCUACCCACUGCGCUCUCAGAGCAGCAGGAGCAUAAAUCAGGCCAGAUGUGUCAGUGGCAUCAUUUGGCUCGUGGCGGCUUUGACGACAUUGCCGACAGUUGUGUUCCGUGACAUACACACUUUUCCCAGUAACAACGUUACGGCUUGUGUCAUUUAUUUCCCCAACUCCAACUGGCAGACCGGGUUGACUCUUGGAAAGAACACCCUGGGAUUCUUCUUGCCAUUUGUCGUCAUUGCAACCUGCUACAGCCGAAUCGCCGUGCACCUUCUGGCAACCCCAAACUACUUGGAGCAAGGCUCCACCCGACUGGUCCAUGUGUUGGGUAUGGUGGUCGCUGUGGUAUUGGCGUUUUUCUUUUGCUGGUUCCCAUUCCACGUUCUGGCAUUCCUCGGAGCUCUGGGGGAGCUGGGAGUGGAUUGGGAUUGCUGGGUGCUUCAAGUGAUCCAUAAACUCCUGCCGUUCUUCCUCUGCCUCGGCUUUUCCAACUCUGCCAUAAACCCUUUCCUGUACUGUUUUGUGGGAAAUCACUUCCGAGAGAAGCUGUGGCAGUUUUACGGGGAUAUGCUGACGCAGAAAAGAGAUUCCAUCAGCACGAGACUGUCUUCCUUCUCCAGGAAACUGAGUGACCUCAAAGAAACCGUGCCUAUGGAGAUUCUUGAGCAGCAGAGCAGCGCGUAGUGGAAUCUGGUGAAUCUACAACCUUAUAACUGCAGAGGACGGUGUCGGUCAAGUGCUUUUCCAUGGACUGCCACUUGUUUGGGAUGAUCAGUUCAGAUGUUGUUGUUGGUUGCUAUAAUUGUGUUUGUGUCGCUGUGUCUUGUUUCUAAUUACGCAGUGGUUUUGAUUAGCUCCAGCAUCUAUAAACAACAUUUGGUUACAUAUCAGUGUGUAGAAAUAUAGCCCACAUAUUAUUCUUUGAUCAGACUUUACCCAGGAUGAGGAAUUUUCUGCACAAAUCAUAGAUAAUAAAUAAUAAAAAAAAUAAAUGAAGGUUUUUGAUUACAGCUGUACAGUCUUAAUAUUUGGAUUACUGGUAAUAUCAGAGUUGUAUAUAACACUCAAAUGUUAGACAAUGUUAAUCAUGUCUUAUAUGGCUGAAAUCUGCCAGACGGACUAAAACUCUAUCUUUUAACCGUAAUAUACAAAGUCACAAAAAUGCAACAUGAGCUGUUAAAAUAAUAAACCAUUGUAAAUUGAAUUAUAAUUCUAUUAUAAUGGAGCAUCAAUAAAUGAUGCAAGUAUA